GUUCGACCUCGAAGUUUUAGUGCACUUACACAGUGUAGCAGCGGCAGCAGGCACAAAAUCAGGCCCCACAGCUCUCUAUCCAGUUGCAUCUCGCGAAUUUCAGAAGCAGCACCGACAUGGCGCAUGUCACCAGCGUCUUUUCCUGAAUGAAUCGCACAACACGGAUCGCCGGCCAUGGCCUGAGAAGGCCCGUCCAGACCCCUCCACGGAGCACCAGGGGCAUCGUCACAGACGCAGACGUCGUCAAGGCGAGGAAGUACUGCCAAUCGCAGCUACAGCACAGCGACUACGAUGCACACAUAAUAAGCCGCCUCGUCCCGGCACGCGCAACAGACACCUACCUCGCCCUCCGCAGCCUCAACCUCGAACUCGUCCGCCUCCCCGAGCUCGUCUCGAACCCGACCAUCGGCCAGAUGCGCAUGCAGUUCUGGCGCGACUCCAUCGACAAGACCUUUGCCGGCGCGCCCCCGGCCGAACCGAUAUGCGUACUCCUCCACCAGGCGCUGCAGGACUUGCGCGCACGCUCGCCAGGUAACGCCACGGCGAGCUCCAUCAAGUUCUGGGUGCAGCGGCUCGUCAAGACGCGGGCGAAGCACAUGGACAACAGGCCGUAUGCGUCACUGGCCGCGCUGGAGGAGUAUGCUGAGAACACGUACUCGACGCUCAUGUACGCUACGCUGGCGUCGAUGCCGCUUCGCUCCAUGCAGGUGGAUCACCUGGCGAGUCACAUUGGCAAGGCGUGCGGCAUCGUGGCCGUCCUGCGCGGUAUCCCGGUGCUGGCGGCGCCGCAGCAGCAGCCCGCGAAAUCCCAUGCCGGACCGGGCGGCGGACGACAGGAUCCCGCGCUUCUCCUCCCGCUGGAUGUCAUGGCGGAGGUCAACCUGCGGGAGGAGGAUGUCUUUCGAUACGGCCCGCAGGCAGAGGGCUUCCAGGACGCCGUGUUCAAGGUGGCUACGCGGGCCAACGACCACCUCAUUACGGCGCGGGAGAUGCUUAAGAAUCUCAAGGCUGGGCAGGAUGCCGGUCACGAGUUUGAACACCAGGGAGAGGCGGAGCACGUGUACGAGCCGGAAGAGGAUGACACGCAGCGGGACCUUCGACGAGGGUUCGGAGUGCUACUUGAGGCUGUGCCCGCGCAGGAGUACCUGACGAAUCUCGAGGGGACCAACUUUGACCCGUGGACGGUGAAGCCGAGCUGGAAACUGCCUUGGCGUCUGUGGCGUGCGACGAGCAAGAGCCAGAUCUAAGUGGCCACAAUAACAUGGUCCUGUAUAAUCACUUAUCCGACGGUGUUACAACAUCAAUGGGUUGGCUAUGUAAGAGUGCAGUGUAAGACUAGCUUGGCUUCUCGUUAAAGAGACCGUGUAAAUAAGUAAUCAUGCUCCCAUGAAGCCUAAUUACAUCUGAGCCGUGACUGAGUUGAACCGUGA
Molecule: messenger RNA, 1430 nt
Organism: Colletotrichum acutatum
Lineage: Eukaryota; Fungi; Ascomycota; Sordariomycetes; Glomerellales; Glomerellaceae
Product: squalene/phytoene synthase
Exons: 2
Coding region: 147-1247 (366 amino acids)
Biological process (GO): biosynthetic process; mitochondrial respiratory chain complex I assembly
Cellular component (GO): mitochondrion
Source: RefSeq, a predicted model, not a curated record